CAAACAAGAAAACUCUCACUUUCUCACUCAUUUUCCCUUCUGUGUAAAGUCUUGAUUAUCAUCUGCCAUCGCAGCUGGGACCUUCUAUCAUCUACAGGCUUCGUCUAAGGGAAGUCGGCUUUUCUGACCAACUGGUGACCUGAUGUAAAGGUUAGAUUGAUAUUUUCUGAGGUACAGAUUCAUAUUCUUUUGAGCAGCACAAUGGCAACUGAGAACCCAAUGAGAAUGGUUGAAAGUAGGAGACCUGGGCAGUGGGGUUCUUCUAAUGAUGAGCUGGGAUUGUUCCUAAAAGGGCAUCAUAAUAAAGUCCCACAUCGAAGUGGUAGUGCUCCUCCAAGUAUGGAAGGUUCAUUCACGGCAUUUGGGAGCCUCACAUUCCAGAAAACUGGAAGUUGGGAUUUAGGUCCCACAAACUCAUUAGACACAGCUCUGUUGAACUGCCCGUCUGAGGAACAAAUACGGGCCCUCCCAUCAUAUUUUGCAUACUACUCUUCAAAUGUCAACUUGAAUCCACGGCUUCCUCCCCCUAUUAUCUCAAGGGAAAAUAAGCACCAUCUUUCUCGCUGUGUGGGGUCCACUACGAACGAUGGUUACAAAUUCACUGCUUCAGGUGACAGUGGAGCUAGUAGACAUGUGGCCUUUCCCAGAGGCUCUCUUUCUACUCAUAUCGAAGAGCCCGAUGAUGAAAGUUCUGCACAAUCUGCUUCAGAUAUAUCAGCACAAAAUAUAACUACCGAAUUGACUGGACCAAAAUUAGAUGCUUUGACCGGUCACCGUAAAAGUUUGGUUGGUUUAAUUCAGGACAACUUCCAAGGCACUCCAUCGCCGCUUUAUAGUCAGUCCUGUGUUGCUUCUGAGGAACCAACUGAAUGCAAUGUUCAUUCGCUUGGCCUGGAAAAUCUUUCUCUUGAAGCUUUACCAAAACACAGCGCUCAUUCAUUAAGCAAACUAGGUUCGAGAGAAGAAGACAAUGAGGUUUUCCAGAAACCCGCAAUGGUAGAAUCCACCAAGGAAGACACUAGUUCCAGUUUCCAGAAUGAAACUGUGCCACAUCAUCUUCACUCUCAACGGAACAUACCUCACCAAGUCACUGGCCUACAAGUGCAAAUACCAUCUCAUGGUUUGGACCAAGGACAAUUUCACCCUCAUCUUCCAGAACCUUCCGGACUGGCACCGCCACCAUUGUAUGCUGCAGCUGCUGCUUAUAUAUCUCCGGGAAGUCCAUUUUAUGCCAACUUGAACUCAUCCGGAUUAUACUUUCCUCAAUAUAGCAUGAGUGGUUAUGCUUCUAUGGGCUCCCCAAUUUUUCCUCCCCAUUAUUCAUCUCAUAAUAAUAUUCUUCCUCUCCAGUUUGAUGCCAUUUCAGGACAAAACCUUAGCAGUCAAACUAGGGACAUUCCACACCUGGGGAACAAUGGAUUAAUGAUGCACCCUUCCUUGCCUGAUCAUUUCGGACCCUUGCAGAUGCAGUACUUUCAACAACAUCCUGUUGAGGAUGCAUUCAGUGAUCCAUCUGUUGCAUCUUACUUUGGUGAUCAAACAUUUCUGCCACAAAAUCAGAGGAAAAUAGGAGUGCCUAAUAAUGGUCACUAUGGAAGUCCAACUACUGUGGGGUACGUGCCACAGUUUCCAUUGUCUCCUUUGGACAGUCCUGUCCUGCCAGGUUCCCCUAUAGGAGGGGCAUACCCUUUUGGGAGGCGAAGUGGCAUAAGAUUUUCACAAGCAUCUAGCAAAAAUGUUGGAGUUUAUCCUGCUUGGCAAGUGGAGAGAGACAACUUCAUGGAACCUAAAAGGCCCUCAUUGCUUGAUGAAUUAAAAGCAAAUAGUGGGAGGAAAAUUGACAUCUCUGAUAUUGCAGGACGUAUUGUUGAGUUCAGUGUUGAUCAACAUGGAAGCCGGUUCAUACAGCAGAAGUUGGAGAACUGUAGUGAUGAAGAGAAAGCUUCUGUUUUUGCAGAAGUACUUCCACAUGCCUCAAAGCUAAUGACUGAUGUCUUUGGGAACUAUGUUAUUCAGAAGUUCUUCGAGCAUGGAAGUCGAGAUCAAAGAAAGGAGCUGGCUUGUCAAUUAACAGGAAAGAUGCUACCUUUAAGUUUGCAAAUGUAUGGUUGCCGUGUUAUCCAAAAGGCACUUGAAGUGAUUGAACCUUAUCAGAAGAGAGAACUAGUGCAUGAACUUGAUGGACAUGUGAUGACAUGCGUACGAGAUCAAAAUGGGAAUCACGUCAUACAGAAAUGCAUCGAAUCCGUUCCAACAGAAAGUAUUGAGUUUAUAAUAUCUGCUUUCCAAGGCCAAGUUGCCACUCUCUCUACCCAUCCUUAUGGUUGUCGAGUGAUUCAGAGAGUGUUGGAGCAUUGUUCAGAUGACUUACAAAGUCAAUGUAUAGUCGAUGAAAUAUUGGAAUCAGCUUAUAUUCUUGCCCAGGAUCAGUAUGGUAACUAUGUGACCCAGCAUGUUUUGGAAAGGGGAAAACCACACGAAAGAAGGCGGAUUGUUGAAAAAUUGUCUGGGAAAGUUGUGCAGUUGAGUCAACAUAAAUAUGCAUCAAAUGUUGUAGAGAAGUGCUUGGUGCAUGGUGAUGCUGCUGAUGAGGAGCUUUUGAUCGGCGAGAUUCUUGCACAGUCCGACGGGAAUGACAGUCUGCUAGUAAGAUACUUGUACCCCUCUCUAUCUUCUCUACAAGUGUGUGUGAGCCUCUUUAUCUUUUAGUGGACUUGGUGGCUCCCUUGGUAGUGGCUCUAGCACUGCUCAUAUCUUUUAGGUAGGGUAAGGUCUGCGUACACCCACACGGGUACACUCCCUGGCCCCACUUGUUGGACCUUACUAGGUUUUUCUGUGUGUGCCUGUGUUUUCAUGCUUGAUGUGUAUUGAAUUGUUUCAACUUUCUGGAUGUAGAUGAUGAUGAAGGAUCAGUUUGCAAAUUAUGUAGUUCAAAAGAUUCUUGAGAUCAGCAAUGGUGAACAGUGCCGGGUUUUACUGAAUCGAAUCAAGCUUCAUCUCCCUGCUUUGAGGAAAUACACCUAUGGGAAACAUAUAGUUGCUAGAUUUGAACAGCUUUCUGGUGGUGAACGUAAGCCAUUUCUUCCACAACUGUUUCUUUUUCUGUAUCUGCAAACUACUGGAAAUUGAAAGAAAAAAACAUGAAUUUG
Molecule: messenger RNA, 3149 nt
Organism: Cuscuta campestris
Lineage: Eukaryota; Viridiplantae; Streptophyta; Magnoliopsida; Solanales; Convolvulaceae
Source: the annotation of a GenBank genome assembly